CUUCAAUUUCACGCAUACGUCACGUCCUGUUUGUUGCUGCCGCGUUGUUUGAGCUAGAGCUCCGUCGAGCUGAUUCCUAAUUGUUUGUUUUUGCCUCGUAAAAUCUAACUUAUAAUCUAUCACUCUUUCUUUUUCGGUGGGGGAACACAUCCCCAACAUUAUUUUAUAUAAAAAACAUUUGGAUUACCUUGAUAUCGCUAGUUUUAUCCGACUUCCCGAACUUUCGCUACUAGCUUUAGCCCGUUAGCAUUAGCGGCGUGCCACGCCCACGCUACGCUAGCGUUUGUACUCUUCUCUCUCACAAUAUUAUUGUUUCAUCUACUCUAAUGGCGAGUGUAUUGGAUGUUUCUCUACCUUUAUGUGCAGGUGAGGACACGUUUGAGCUGCAUGCGGUGCAGUUGGAACUGGAGGCCGUGGAGCGGCAGAUCCGGAUCCUUCUCGAGAAGCAGGCCGAGCUACGCGAGCGGCAGACAGCGCUGGAAACUUCUCGCGCUGACGCUCACCAACCCUCGGGCCCGAGCACCAAGAACGCGUUCAUCCCAGCCCUCGUUCACUCCGGCGCCGUCACACCAGGGACCUUGGGUGCUUCAGCAGCGGAAGACGCGAGCCAGGCCUCGGACCAGGACCUCUCCUCCACCGCCCCCGGUCUUCGACGUCUCGACACGGAACCGCUUCUCCCCUCUUCGCGAGGCAGAACGCGACGCCGUGGUCAUCGGAGACUCCAUCGUCCGCCACGUCCACGCUACCACAGCCAAAGGUAAGGUGCGCAGUCACUGUUUUCCUGGUGCUUGUGUUCUCGAUGUCUCUGUGCAGAUUCCCGCGAUCCUCAACGGUGCUGAGACCAUCGGAGCUGUAGUGCUGCACGCGGGGGUGAACGACACCAGGCUGCGGCAGACGGAGGUGCUGAAGCAGGACUUCAGAAGCCUGAUCGAGACGGUACGAGCCACAUCGCCCGCGACGAAGAUCAUCGUGUCCGGACCGCUUCCGACGUACCGACGAGGACAUGAAAGGUUCAGUAGAUUAUUUGCUUUAAAUGAAUGGUUGAUGUCUUGGUGUAAUGAACAGAAGCUGCUCUUUGUAAAUAAUUGGAAUCUUUUCUGGGAGCGUCCUAGGCUCUUCCGUGCUGAUGGCCUGCACCCCAGCAGCAUCGGAGCUGAUCUUCUGUCAGAGAACAUCUCCAAGACGCUUCGCACCAUAUGACUAGUAAGUCAAACCUCAAAUCACAGCCUGUGUUCUGCCCACUUAAUUGAUAGAAAUGUGAGUGUAGUACAGUCUAUAGAAACUGUGUCUAUUCCCCGAAUAGUGAGGUUUAACAAUAAAAAUAAAGGAUCUAGAAAAAACCUAAUCGUGAUCAAACCAGAUUUUUGUAAAAUU
Megalobrama amblycephala (Wuchang bream) is the source of this 1374-nucleotide messenger RNA. RefSeq lists its product as uncharacterized. The record is from RefSeq and is a predicted model, not a curated record. The transcript is spliced from 2 exons. The coding region runs from base 343 to 1200 and encodes 285 amino acids. Lineage: Eukaryota; Metazoa; Chordata; Actinopteri; Cypriniformes; Xenocyprididae.